Telopea speciosissima is the source of this 594-nucleotide messenger RNA. Its product is annotated as putative nuclease HARBI1. The transcript has 2 exons. The record is from RefSeq and is a predicted model, not a curated record. NCBI's taxonomy places the organism in Eukaryota, Viridiplantae, Streptophyta, Magnoliopsida, Proteales, Proteaceae. The coding region runs from base 1 to 594 and encodes 197 amino acids.
AUGUGUAUAUGUUCUUUUGAUAUACGAUUUACAUAUGUUUAUGCGGGUUGGAAGGACAGCGCUAAUGAUUGUCAUAUAUUUGAACAUGCAAGGAGAGAUCCCGCAUUAAAGUUUUCACACCCACCUGAAGACUCUGGGUAUGCAAGUCAAGUUGGGUACUUGAUCCCAUUUCGAGGUGAGAGGUACCAUAUUCCAGACUACCAGGGAGCAGGGAGAAACCCAAAGACUGCUAAAGAGUUUUUCAACUACAGACAUUCUUCAUUUAGGAAUGUAAUUGAGCGUACAUUUGGGGUUUUGAAAAAUAGAUUUAAAAUAUUAAGACAUAUGUCAAGUUUUGAUAUCAGAUUCCAACCAUAUAUUGUGAUUGCCUGUUGUGGAUUGCAUAAUUAUAUUCGUGACAAACAAACGGCGGAUAAAGCAUCUGCUGAAUUAAGUGAUGACGACAAAGUAGUCAUAGAUGAACUAAAUUCUGUACACGAGCCCUAUGAAACAUCUAUGUCUACUCUGAAUCAGAGAGACAGUGCAAGAAUGAUGAAUGACUUGCGAAAAAAUAUUGCAAAUGAAUUGGCUAGUAGUAGGAUGGCAGAAAUCUGA